Sciurus carolinensis (gray squirrel) is the source of this 2356-nucleotide messenger RNA. It is a transcript of the gene Rnpep, whose product is annotated as arginyl aminopeptidase. The record is from RefSeq and is a predicted model, not a curated record. The coding region runs from base 54 to 2003 and encodes 649 amino acids. Gene Ontology annotation, biological process: proteolysis. NCBI's taxonomy places the organism in Eukaryota, Metazoa, Chordata, Mammalia, Rodentia, Sciuridae. The transcript has 11 exons. Gene Ontology annotation, molecular function: metalloaminopeptidase activity; zinc ion binding.
CCCCGCGGUGCCGGCCGGCUUUGCCCGCGGUUGAGCAACGGCGCUGCUGGGCUAUGGCGAGCUUUGAGCCUCCGACCCGCGGCGCGGCUCGGCGGCCGCUGCACUCGGCCCAGGCGGUGGACGUGGCCUCGGCCUCCAGUUUCCGGGCCUUCGAGAUACUACACUUACACUUGGACCUGCGGGUAGAGUUCGGGCCGCCGGGGCCGGGCCCGGGGAGCCGGGGGCUGAACGGCACCGCCGUCCUGGAGCUGCGCUGCCUGCUGCCGGAGGGCGCCACCGAGCUGCGGCUCGAUUCGCACCCGUGCCUCGAGGUGACGGCGGCGACGCUGCGGCGAGAGCGGCCCGGCUCAGAGGAGCAGCCCGCGGAACCUGUGCCCUUCCACACGCUGCCCUUCUCUCAUUACGGCCAAGCCCUGUGCGUGGACUUCCCGCAGCCCUGCCACGCCGCCGAGCGCUUCCAGGUGGUGCUCACCUACCGCGUCGGGGAGGGACCCGGGGUUUGCUGGUUGUCUCCUGAGCAGACAGCAGGAAAGAAGAAGCCUUUUGUCUACACGCAGGGUCAAGCUGUCCUAAAUCGGGCCUUUUUCCCUUGCUUCGACACUCCUGCAGUGAAAUGCAAAUAUUCAGCUCUUGUUGAGGUCCCAGAUGGCUUCACAGCUGUGAUGAGUGCAAGUACCUGGGAGAAGAGAGGGCCAAAUAAGUUCUUCUUCCAGAUGUGUCAGCCUGUCCCCUCCUAUCUGAUAGCUUUGGCCAUUGGAGAUCUGGUUUCGGCUGAAGUUGGACCCAGGAGCCGGGUUUGGGCAGAACCCUGCCUGAUUGAAGCUGCCAAGGAGGAGUACAAUGGGGUGAUAGAAGAAUUCUUGGCCACAGGAGAGAAGCUUUUCGGGCCCUACGUUUGGGGAAGGUAUGACUUGCUCUUCAUGCCACCAUCCUUUCCAUUUGGAGGAAUGGAGAACCCUUGUCUGACCUUCGUCACUCCCUGCCUGCUAGCAGGGGACCGCUCCUUGGCUGAUGUCAUCAUUCAUGAGAUCUCCCACAGUUGGUUUGGGAACCUGGUCACUAAUGCCAACUGGGGGGAGUUCUGGCUCAACGAAGGCUUCACCAUGUAUGCCCAGAGGAGGAUCUCCACCAUCCUGUUUGGGGCUGCUUAUACUUGUUUGGAAGCCGCUACUGGGCGGGCUCUGCUGCGGCAGCACAUGGACAUCACCGGAGAGGAAAACCCGCUCAACAAGCUACGAGUGAAGAUUGAACCAGGUGUUGACCCAGACGAUACCUACAAUGAGACGCCCUACGAGAAAGGUUUCUGCUUUGUCUCAUACCUGGCCCACUUGGUGGGGGAUCAGGAUCAGUUUGACAAGUUUCUCAAGGCCUAUGUGGAUGAGUUUAAAUUCCAAAGUAUCUUAGCCGAUGACUUUCUGGAAUUCUACCUGGAGUAUUUCCCUGAGCUGAAGAAAAAGAGAGUGGAUUCCAUCCCAGGUUUUGAAUUUGAUCGAUGGCUGAAUAUCCCUGGCUGGCCCCCCUACCUUCCUGAUCUCUCCCCUGGGGACUCACUCAUGCAGCCUGCUGAAGAGCUGGCCCAGCUGUGGGUGACUGAGGAGCUGGACAUGCCAGCCAUCGAGGCUGUGGCCAUCUCUUCCUGGAAGACCUACCAGCUGAUCUACUUCUUGGAUAAGAUCCUCCAGAAAUCUCCUCUCCCUCCUGGGAAUGUGAAAAAACUUGGGGAGGCAUAUCCAAAGGUCUCAAAUGCUCGGAAUGCAGAGCUGCGACUACGAUGGGGUCAAAUUGUACUUAAGAAUGACCAUCAGGAGGAUUUCUGGAAAGUGAAGGAGUUCCUACAGAGCCAGGGGAAGCAGAAGUACACCCUUCCCCUGUACCACGCAAUGAUGAGUGGCAGCCAAGAGGCCCAGACCCUCGCCAAGGAGACUUUUGCAUCCACUGCCUCCCAACUCCACAGCAAUGUUGUCAACUACGUCCAGCAAAUCCUGGAGCCCAAGGGCAGUUAGAGGUCAUACAUGUGGCCUCUGUCUCUUCAGACUGCCCAGGCUUUCAGAAUAAUUGUUUGUUCUCAAAUUCUAGUUCUUCAGUCAACGUCCUGAAGUUUCUGUUCCCUCAGGAUAGUCUGUUCUCUGACCUUAAAUGUCUGUCACUCUUGGGCCUAUGCUCUGACGGGUACUUCUCUGGCCCACAAGGUCCUGAGACCGGAGGUCCCUCCCACAGCUCCUCUCCAUGCAGGCUGUGGCAUUGUUGGGGGCAGUCGGUCUUUUCCCGCCUUCCCACUUUAAGUUUCAGGGAGAAGCAGAGAGGUUUUCUUUCCUUUUCUCUUUCUUUAUUUUUUUAAAUAAAUGUUUUUAAGCAA